Messenger RNA from Ruditapes philippinarum (Manila clam), 4740 nucleotides. Its product is annotated as protein sel-1 homolog 3-like. Lineage: Eukaryota; Metazoa; Mollusca; Bivalvia; Venerida; Veneridae. Gene Ontology annotation, molecular function: protein binding. The record is from RefSeq and is a predicted model, not a curated record. Bases 100 to 3285 code for a protein of 1061 amino acids. The transcript has 24 exons.
CAGCUGUUACCGGAGGUGACGUCACUUAAGUCGUUUCCAAAUAAAUUCAUCGUAAAUAUAAAAUAUAUCGUCUGUACAAAUUGAUAAAAUUGAGAUAAAAUGUAUUCUUACCUAAGUUUAUUCAUUUUAAUGAUAGGAUUUAAUGGUGUAAAGGGGAGUGCAGUUAAUCCAAAGACAAUGGCUGUCGUUAUUGGCAAUGAACCGUCUGUUAUGGCCGAAUAUAUUCAAAUAAUGGAGGAUCUCACAACAAUAGAGGGCGCUUCUACAAAAGUAACAGUAGAGUACCGGUGUACUGAUGAUAAAUUGAUUGGCGUGGAAGUUGUCGCUGACAUCAAUCUUGAAGUUUCACAAAAAAUAUUUCAAAAAGUGUGGAAAUGUCGUAAAAGUGAACAAUUUUCUGGCAUAAAAUUUAAGAAAGUGAAAUUGAAACUUCCGCCGGAUGUUGCCUACAAUUACAAUGCAUUCAACAAACACGUGACAUCAACUUCAAGGUCAAAGGUCAGGGUAUGGAUGCUUGAUAACGAAUGGUGGCCAUUUUGUUAUAGAAACAGUGACUGCUACACAAAGUCGUCUGUUAAAGUGUCUUACAAUGUGAAAAUAUCACCUCCAUUUUCAAGACCCUUUUACAAACUGUACAAACAAUGUAAGUCAUGGCCUUGGAAUAUCCUUGCUGCAGUAACGUCUGUUAAAAUACCAACUUGCCCUUUUGAAGAAGAGAUCAUUGAAGCGAUUAAAUAUCCGGUAGUGCUCGGGGGAGAUUCUUAUGGCGUCUAUAGACAAUUUCUGCCGUUUAACAACCCCGACUUGGAGAGGGAGAGACAAGAACAAACCGAAAGACCAAUAUUUACAAUAUCUAUAUGGCUAUACAUUUUGGAAUACUGUCCAGGUCGACCGCGUCCAGGCUUGCUAUGUAGUAUAAUGCAUCGUUUUACGUGGGAUGGACAAUUCCGAACUAUUAUGGUGCUCCUUACACCGGAAGGUCGAAUUCAUAUUCAAAUACAAGAUAUAGCUGGACACCACAAAGCCGGCUUGUCACAUUUCAGUAUUCCUAAACACCAGUGGACUAGAGUUAUUGUCCAGUUUCAGAUGCAAACAUGGCGUUUAUUUAUCAACUAUGGUGAACAAUUCAAAGAAACAUUAGAAACUGAGUACAGACAUGCUGGAGAGCCUACAUUUUAUGACGAUGCUAAGGAUCUAGUCACUUUUGGUGGAUCUGAAUACAUGGCAAGUUUCAGGGGUUACAUUGGACAGGCAACAAUUUACAGAAACAAAAUAGUAAAUCCAGAUAAGAUACCGAUGCCAAGCAAGUUUCAUCCAAUGUUUGAGCUUCAGCUUACCCACAGAGAGAAAAAAUGUGGCGAUUAUUUAGACUGGGUUACGGAUAGAGUCAACGUGCAUAAAUCAAAAUAUGACGUCAGCUUGAGGAAACGGACAUGUCGCCAUCCCUUUGUUGAGAUCGUUGAAAAGGCAAUGGACAAUUGGAAGGCCGUUUCACCUUUACCAACUUGCAAACUUACAAGCAAGAGGACAACUCGUAAACGAAAGCAAGUGGAUAGAAUUAUCAAGAAAAUGGUUUGGGAAGGUAGAAAUGUAGAUUUUAGCGAAAUAGCCGACCUGUUGUACAAGAACGCAACAACUGAGUUGGAAGCCGGUUUAGAGAAAAUACAAGUUGUGUUUCCGGUUCUUAAGCAAGCUGCGUGCUACGGAAACAUGGACGCCAUGUACAUGAUUUCUACAAUUCUCAACAAUGGUAUAUUCAUCAAAGCAGACGAAAUUCAGAGUCAAGCAUAUCUUAUGUUAGCUGCAUUAGACAACCAUAGAUUGGCUGCCCUGUCACUUGGACACAAACAUAGGUACGGUAUUGAUGGUGUCACGGAAGACUGGGAGCAGAGCUACCGCUAUUUCAAGUUUGUUGCCGAUACAACCAAUGCAGACAAAGAAAAACAUAAAGACACAGAUGUAUUCACAGAGUCAAUAAGACUGACAGAUGAAGCGGCAAUACAUGAACAGACUGACGAAGAUGGAGACAUUUUUCAUUGGUUGACUCUUCAAGCAAAACAGGGCGUUCUCUCUGCUCAGAAUCGUAUUGGACGAGCAUUGUUUUGGGGUCAACAAGGACUAAAGAGAAACCUAGCGUCUGCUGUCGAAUAUUUCAAAAUGAGCGCCGAAACUGGUGACGCUCAAUCCCAGUAUGACUAUGGUAUUGUACUGAUGAGGGGCCAAGGUGUAAAGAAAGAUGUUGAAGCAGGACUUAACGAGUUACAGAAAGCAGCAAAACAGAAAAAUCCAGCUGCAAUUAACGCUAUAGGUUGGCACGCGAUGAAUUUUGAGCGGGACAUGAAGAAAGCAGCCGAAUAUUAUGAAAGGUCAUACAGACUCGGUAACCCGGAUGCAGCGUAUAACCUGGGUAUACUCCAUUUAUACGGUACUUAUCCGGACAAAGAGAAGAACGCGGACUUGGCAUUGGACUACUUUAUAUAUGCUGCAUCACGUGGACAGAUAGACGCCGGGACAGCAGUUGCCUACCAGACUAUCAAGGGCACGAGCAGACAACGCCGUAAUGUAUACACAGCUGUAGAGUGGGCUCGGUUUAUCGCCGAGAAGAAUCCCACGAUUGGUCUUGUGCUUCGAAAAGCCCUUCAAUUUUACCGGAAAGGGAAAAGAGACAUAAGUUUAUUUUACUACGCUCUAGCAGCGGAUGCCGGUGUUGAAGUUGGGUCAUUCAACAAUGCAUGGUUAUGUGAGGAGAAUAAGGAUGGCAUCACGAGUUUUAUUGAGAAAGAAUGUAUCUGGAGCCGAUACAAUAUGUCUACACAACGAGAGCCACAGUUUGUUGAUCCAUACGCACUUUUGAAAAUGGGGGAUUUUUACUGGUAUGGCUGUGGAGGUUCAAGGGACGCGCAUCAAGCCGCAAAGAACUAUGUCGAGGCCGCCAAGAAAAAUGAUCCUCAGGCUUUGUUUAACUUGGCAUUUAUGGUUGAAGAAGGUGCUGAUGUUCCGACAGAACAUUUUAGAGCCUUGCAUGUUCCUAACAAUAUAAUAUCAAACAAUAUAACUUUGCUGGAACACUUAUAUACAAGAUGCAAGGACUCGAAGAAAUCGGAAGCGUAUAUGCCGUGCUCGUUGGCACUGUGGAGAAUACAGAUGCUGGCUUUCUGGAUUAAGUACGAGACCGUCAUAAAGCUAACGAGUUUCACUGGAAUCGCUGCUAUGACUGCAUUGUCAAUAUACGUAAUAUUACGAACACAGAUACGUGCACACUAUGACGAAACAGACAGCAUUUAACGCAAGUCUUGUCACAAACUAUAGACACAAACUUCCAUAGCUACACCUUGUGAAUAUAACGCGAGUCCACCGUGAUGAUAAAAUAAAUAUGAUUUCUUGGAAAACGUAGCCACGACGCUAAUUGGCUGAUAUCUUUCAACAUAAUUAAUCUAUGGCUAAAUUAUUACCAUUAUUAUGAAAGAUACGUAUUUGAAUAUAAUGAUUACACGCAAGACGUGUUUUGUGAUAAUAUUGAUAAUAUACAUAGUGUAUGACGUGUACGGUUAAUAACACAAUUAGUUAGUUCAUAACAUUUUAGUUGGUAAAUGUCACGAAAAUACAUGUUUAGUAAUCAUCAUAUUGCAUCAAGUGUGUAACAUCUGUUUACAUUGGACUAACUAUCUUGAUUGUUGCCAUUUCAAAGCAAGUGUUCAAUAUAAGAUUCAAUAUAAGAUUCGUUAGAAAGCUUUUUAAAAGAUUAUUUUACUUUGUAUAAACAUUUGUUUAUUAUGUACCAUCAUCUAAAACGUAACAGAACUGUUCUGUUCUGUUCUGUUCUAAAACGUAUGGUGACUGAUUUGCGUCCUGCUGUAUUUUUGCUCUGCGGAUUACAAGUUGACUUUCGUAUUUUUCGUGAUUUCGUCCGACGUUCCGUGGAUCAAAAAUACAACAUAGCGCAAAUCAGCCACCAUAAUCGCGUUUGUAGAAAUGAUUAUUAUCCAUAUAUUGUAAAUUAAAAAAAGGAUUUAAUAUAAGAUAGCAGUUGUCGAUAAUAUGAUAUCUUUGAAAAUAUUCUGAUAACAGUUAUAUAACCGUGCAUCGACGGAUGUUUGCUUCAUAGCGGCUCGGGUUAUAUAAGCAUUUAACAUUUGAUACUGUUGGUUAUAGACAUAUAGGAGAAUAUAGCCAAAGUAAGAUCUAAAAUAUCCUAGGCCAUAGCCGAGGGUUAUAUAAGCAUUUCAAGACUACAUUCAAACUAUUUACAGAUGUUAUAAAAUUUCAAAUUCUUUUUAUUCAAUCACUGUAUUAUUCGCAUGUUUAAGUAGUUUUUACGGAAAUUCACGAAUAUAGUGCAUGCGCAAAGAUAUUUUUCAGUGAACAUUUGAUUCUUACGUUUAGAUUCUUUUACUUUAUGACAGCCUUGUCGAAGACAUGCUUGGCAUCGGAAACUAAUACAUAUUCUUCUUAAGCUAAGACACACAUGAGUUUUUUAAAUGUUUAAAAAAUGAUUUAAGUGGAUGCAUGUGGGCUUAUCAUCUGAAAAAAUAACGCUUAGUGUGAAAUUGUUGGUCAUUAAAGUGGCAAAAUGUAAGCAAAGUAGUAUUUUGACUUCUGUACAAAAUACUAAAUCACAAUAACUUUAUUAAUAGCCGAAUAGAAACAAAAGUGUAUAUACAAGAAACCAAAACAAAAAAAAAUACUUUUGAGAAAAAAUGAAGCAUUUCUGGAGCAAAAUAGGUAUUUUAUCAAAUUAUU